GGGGUGACCCUUUCACUUCCCUUCAACCCAGCGGCAUCCUUUGCCCAUGGCAAAGGGUCCCAAGGGCCCGCCCAAGGGCAAAGGCAAAGGUCCCGGCUAUCCAUCAGAGGCGGAGCCCGAAGAGUUUCUUGAGCGCUACUGCCUGGGGAGGCGGAGCUUGGUGCCGAGCGGUUCAUAUCGACUGGCUGCGCAUCCCAAGAAGUCUGCGGACGGCCCUCCUCCGGUAUGCGAGGGCGAGUACUACUUCGAUGUGGCAACUGGCAAGCUUCAAGCGCAGGAUUCGUCCGCAGAGAAGAUGGAGAUCGGCUCAUUCUCCGCGGAGGUUGUGAACCUUGGGCCCAUGGAGAGGCCAGGAGAUCUGGCCCUGCCCGUGGUGAAGGUUUGCGCCUCCGAGGUCAUGAGGGAGAUGCAGAACCCGGAGAACGCCAAUGCCUUCUUCGUGCUGCCCUCGCAGUUGAACGGCGCUGAGUUCCCCUCCCACUGCUCGAUUGUGGCCAGUGUCGAGGAGUACAAGUACGACCACACAGGGGGGCCUUGCGCCCAGCUGGCGGCGCAUCCGGCCUUGGCGCAGUUCUUGCUGCACAACGCAGCGACCCACAGCAAGCCGGCAGGCAUCAAUGCGGCUCGACAGCUCGUGAGCAGUGUGAAUGCCUCGCUGCUGAACGCCGGACUCACUAGCAAGAAGCACACGUUUGAUGUUGUGAACGGCUACCUCAAAAUGCCGGUACCGGAGAGUGAUGAGGCUGCAUCCUCGGUACUGGCAGCGCUCAGCGUGCAGCUUCAAGCGGCGCAGCUGCGGCUGCUGGUGGCGUCCGAGGUGCCGGUGCUGGGUCUGACGCCUUCCAAGACCAGCUUUAGCCAGGCGACGCACCGAGUGAACCUGGUCUACGCCUCGGCGGUGCCGAUCAACGCCUACGUGAACGGCAUCGGGGCUGUGAGCAAGGGCUUCGGGGACCUGCAGCUCCAGGAGUUCCAGCGCAAAGUCGCGGAGCUCUUUCUGGUGGCGCAGCACCUGGGCGGUACUGCAGAUCCAGAUCAUUGA
Effrenium voratum is the source of this 1042-nucleotide messenger RNA. Lineage: Eukaryota; Dinophyceae; Suessiales; Symbiodiniaceae. The record is from the annotation of a GenBank genome assembly.